AUGUUCACCCCGCCGACCGUGAGGCCUGUGGGAGAGAAAUCUGAGGCUCUGCCCUCUACUCAGCCCCUCUCCCCUCCACCUUUUUCCUCCAGAUUUAACAUUUCAGAUGAUUUGAAGAUUGGCUUUUUCAGCACAGACCAUGCCACCCAAACAGAUUACAGUGAGAUUGUGCCAUUAAAAGAGUUGAGUUUAUCUAUACAGAAGCUCAUGCAGAUUAUGAGAUCCCUUCAGUUGGAUUUUGGGUUCCUCAGACAACUGCUUCAACAGAAAUUCGAUGACCGUCUUCAAGAGGAAUCUUUUAAGCUCUUCACUUCUCUGCAUGACAGGAUCCUGGCGAUUGAAAAACAUUACCAACAGAAUGAGGAUACUUUAAGAAAAUGCUACAAUCAGCAGUUGGCCGAUGCCAUAGCUACCAUCAAAGGGAUGUACAAGCAAUUCUUUGAGAUAGAAGAAGAGAAGAUGCCUGUGCAAGACUCAGCCACUGCCAAAAUUACUUUUUUGUUGAAAAAAAUGAAGGAGAAAGAAGAACUCAUUAAGGAAUUAAAAGAAGAACUAGACCAAUAUGAGGAAUUUGGAUUUCAUAAAGUUGACUCUUUUGUGAAAGACAUCAGCCCUCUAAAAACAACUCCAGAAAGGGAAAAUUUGGAGUACAAAAUGGAAAACGAGAGAAUGCUUCAAGUCAUUUCGGAACUCCGAGAAGAAAUCCGACUCAAUCUAAAAGAAAAUUCUGUAUUAGAAGAUGAAAUUAUAAGUCUGAAAGAGAAGGCAGAACAGGAUCAUAAAACCAUUAAAAAGCUAAUGGAUGGUAGAGACAAAUUACUGUAUGAGCUUGAUUUUGAAAAAUCAUUGGUAAUCUCACAGGUUAAUAAACAGAAAGAGGACAUUGAAAUGAGAAGAAAGUUUGACGCCACAGGCACCAAGGGCAUCAGAGAAACACUCAAGGAGAAAGAAACCACUUUGUCCCCGCAGCCCUCACAGCCCAAGAGUGCAGGUGUUUCGAGGCCACAUUCCUCCUCCAUCAGUUUAUUGCAUUUUAAGACCAAACGAGUCAAGAGUCCAAUGAAGCCUUUAAAGGAAGAGCAGCCCACGAUUGAAGAAGAGAAACGUGUUUUGGAAGAGCAGAUAGAAAUAUUAAAGGCUAAGUUAGAGAAACAGAAAAAGAAGACAGAGAGGUGUCAGAAGGAAUCAGAUCAGAUGAACAAAAUCUGGGAAAAGAAAUUCUUAAUUCUCAGGAACAGCUUUCACACCCUCAAGAACGAGAUGUUUACUAGGCACACAUUGUUCCGUCAGUUUGCAGUGCUGGCUGAUACAUCCUUCAGUUACCAGAAAGUUAAACCCUUACAUGUGCAGUCCAAAAUGAACUUGGUAACAGAGUCAGUGUCUUCUGGAAGUGUUCAUCACUCAUCGUCGAUGGACAGCAAGUAUGUAGACCUGGUCAGUGAUCCGAUAUCCUCUCAGCUUUCACUGAAGGUGAUGGUGUCAGGAACUCCGGAAGAAGAGUCUUUGGGGAAGCCAUCGAUGCCCCAGAACAUGCCAGUGAAUGACACGGAAGCUACUGAGUAACAGGACAGGACCGUGGGCUGCACAGAGCAGGACUCCGGAAGGAGGGCCCUCACCAUCCUGGCCUAAGGCCUGCCUCCCUGACAAGGGAGACCAUCUCCAAGGCAUUUCUAAAAUAACUGCCCCAUCUCUCCAGAUGUCUACUAACCAGCAUGCUGCACUUGAAGAGGACACUGAGUGCGCCCUCUCUGUGCAUCUUUCCGAGCCCUUAAGGAAACCGCUCGCUGGUGCUUGGUGAGCUGGGCGCACAGACCCGGAGCGACCGCCAAAUCCAUCCAGGCGCUUCCUGGGCUCAGCGGUGUGCCCCAGCUCCUCGCGGUGGGAAGGAACGAUCUUCAAUUAAAAUGUAAAAGUUUGAGGCGCUAA
Messenger RNA from Vicugna pacos (alpaca), 1926 nucleotides. Lineage: Eukaryota; Metazoa; Chordata; Mammalia; Artiodactyla; Camelidae. The record is from RefSeq and is a predicted model, not a curated record.